AUGUUGGUAGACCUUCUGUCGCUGGUCUCUCUGGUGAUCGACCUCCAAAUUGACUCCAACCAGCUGCGGGGCCUCGGGGCCCUUCGUAUGCUCCGAGUCUUCACCCUGCUGCGGGUCGAGAGGGAUUGGAGAAUCUGCAAUCCAUUGAUCUCCGUGCUGGUCAAGGAGGCGAAGCUCUUGGGCGGCGCGGUCGCCAUUGCCAUGACCAUGCUCAUCUGUUGUUCAGUGAUCAUGUUCUACGUCGAGGCACCUUCGAAUCCCAAGUUUGGCAGUGUAGCCGACUGCCUGUGGUGGGGGACCACGGCCCUCACGACUGUGGGCUAUGGGGACCUGUACCCUGAGAGUGCCAUGGGCCGGCUGGUCGCAAGCAUCACGGCCUUCCUAGGAAUCGGCCUCUUCGCAUUGCCAGCUGGUAUCAUCACCACUGGCUUCCGACUGGAAGAGGAGCGGAGGCUUCAAAGGAAGCUAUCCGUGCCUCUGGACGAGGAGAUGUCUCCUUCCGACGGCGGGAUACAGGAUUUUCAGCUGGAGCUUCUUCGCGGCAUCCAGCGCUUGGAGAAAAAACUCGAGGGUCUGGAGCACAAACUGGAGGACAUGCAUGGCGAGAUUCAGACCCUCAAGACCGACAGGCACAAGGCCUAG
Molecule: messenger RNA, 642 nt
Organism: Symbiodinium natans
Lineage: Eukaryota; Dinophyceae; Suessiales; Symbiodiniaceae
Source: the annotation of a GenBank genome assembly